Molecule: messenger RNA, 1366 nt
Organism: Rhopalosiphum maidis (corn leaf aphid)
Lineage: Eukaryota; Metazoa; Arthropoda; Insecta; Hemiptera; Aphididae
Product: E3 SUMO-protein ligase KIAA1586-like
Exons: 2
Coding region: 124-1275 (383 amino acids)
Source: RefSeq, a predicted model, not a curated record
UUAGAUAGACAAGAUGCUGAAACUAUCGAAAAAUCUAUUUGGUUAAGUUUAGAAUGUAAUGGGAUAUCAACAUCGUUUGCAUUAAACAACUGGAUUGCUUUUGCCAGUGACGGAGCAAGUGUAAUGACGGGUAAGAAAGCUGGAGUUGCUACUAAACUACGCGAAAAAAUUCCGAAUCUAUUUACCUGGCAUUGUUUAUGUCAUCGCCUCGAACUCUCAGUACAUGACGUAAUAAAAGAUUGUACUGGAGUCUCUCGUUUCCAAAGUCUAAUGGACAAACUCUACGCUUACUAUCAUCAAAGUCCUAAAAAUUCAAUGGGUUUAGAUAAAUCUUGUGUUGAAGUAGGCAUUGAAAUGAAAAAAAUAGGUCGUGUUUUGAAUGUACGCUGGUCUGCAAGCAGUUUUCGAACUAUAAAAGCCAUAUGGAAUAAUUAUCCGGGAAUAUAUUUACAUGUUAGUAAAACACAUGAUGUGACAUCAAAUGGCAUAAAAAAAAAAUUAGAAUCCUCUUCUUUUUUGGAGGAACUUGGACUUUUUUACGAUGUUCUUUCUGAGCUUGCAAUGUUAUCUUGUAUAUUACAGUCCAGAAAAACAACUCUAAUGCGUGCCCAGUCGGAGAUAAAUAGAACGAUUAGAAUUUUAGAAAGUCUGAAAGCUGAACCUGGGGAAAAAGAAAAGGAAAUUAUAGAAGCUAUUCAGAAAGGAAUUAACAAAGGUGUCAAUAUUACAAUGACAAAAUCAGGAGGGAUUAACAGGUUACAAUUUUUGCAAAAUUUAGUAGACAGAAUGCGUCAACGCUUAUUUGAUGACUCAAAAAAUAAAACAAUGCUAGAAGACAUUCAGGUAAUUGAUGAAGUGUUCAAAGUAGCAAUUAAUGAUGCAAAGGGAGAAGAUGAAGUUAAAAGAGUAUCACGGACAUUAGGUUUUUCUGAAUUUGAAAGUGUAGUUGACUUCCGUUCAAGAAAUGUUUUUUCUAGUUUCAUGAAAGCAUUAAAUAUACUCCCAACUUCAACAGCUGAUUGUGAACGAGGGUUUUCCGAUAUGAAUUUGACAAUAACUGAUUUAAGGACUAGCUUAAACAUUGAAAAUGUGUCAGAUUUGAUGUUCAUCUCUAUCAAUGGCCCUUCAAUUGCAGAUUUUAAUCCUAGACCUUAUAUUAAAAUUUGGUUAAGAGAUCACCGUUCUGCCGUUUCCACUCCUAGAGGUAAAGAAAGAAAAGAAAUAGACGACGAAAAUAAGAUGCAGAAAUUAUUUUUUAACAAUUUAUUUAAUUAAAUUUUUUAGUAUUUGUAUAUUUUCAUAUUUUAUUGACUUAUAAAGGUAAUUUCAAGCUUUUUUUAAAAGUUUGAUUUUUUUUUUCAUAUUU